Molecule: messenger RNA, 354 nt
Organism: Sphaeroforma arctica JP610
Lineage: Eukaryota; Ichthyosporea; Ichthyophonida
Exons: 1
Coding region: 1-354 (117 amino acids)
Source: RefSeq, a predicted model, not a curated record
AUGAAACCCAUCGCAGUCAACGAAAUGGUUAUUGACACUCGCUUGCUCUGCACAACGAACUUCACAGAAUCGGCCGCAACCUCGACAUCGCGCCACUUCUUCAAGUGCGUUGGCCCUCUGCGGUGGAAAGCCGACGAAGAUAUGUACGAAGUGCUCACACAGCGCGAAGCCGAACGAUACCUGGAGGAGGGUGUGCAGUUGCUGCAUCUUCAUGUGCAUGCCACGGCGCCUGUCACUGCAUUGCUGAGCGUGUACAACGGAUUCUCGUCCCUCGGAGAUGAGAAACGUCGCCACUUUGUGGUGAGUUGCAGGGACAAGUCGGCUCUUGGAGCUCUAUGCCAUGUGAUAAAUUAG